This is a messenger RNA of Pediculus humanus corporis (human body louse), 3006 nucleotides long. RefSeq lists its product as uncharacterized. The record is from RefSeq and is a predicted model, not a curated record. Bases 1 to 3006 code for a protein of 1001 amino acids. The transcript has 2 exons. Gene Ontology annotation, molecular function: metal ion binding. Gene Ontology annotation, biological process: protein processing. NCBI's taxonomy places the organism in Eukaryota, Metazoa, Arthropoda, Insecta, Psocodea, Pediculidae. Gene Ontology annotation, cellular component: mitochondrial matrix.
AUGAACAAUACAUUAUUUUCUAACUAUAAGUUAUCAAAUAAAAUUCGAUUGCUUUACAAUGGAAAAUCUCCUUCUUAUACUGCACAACAAAAAUUGGCUGUCGAGUCAGUCGGAGAAAAUAACAGAUUGUUGUCUUUUCACGUUGGAGAUAAAAUUAAUGGUUUCGUAGUAAAACAAAUAGAAAAUAUUCCAGAGUUUCAACUAACUGCAGUAAAGCUUUUACAUGAAGAAACUGGAGGAGAAUAUUUACAUAUUGAUAAAGAUGAUACCAACAAUGCAUUUUCAGUAAUUUUUAGAACAACUCCCACCGAUUCAACUGGUUUACCUCAUAUUUUAGAGCAUACAACAUUGUGUGGAAGUCAUAAAUUUCCAUGUCGUGAUCCAUUUUUUAAAAUGUUAAAUCGUUCUCUGGCUACAUUUAUGAAUGCCAUGACGGCUCCUGAUUACACAAUGUAUCCCUUUUCUACUCAAAAUUUAAAAGACUAUGAAAAUUUAAUGUCAGUUUAUUUGGAUGCAGUUUUUCAGCCUUUGCUAAACGAACACGAUUUUCGACAAGAAGGUUGGAGGCUUGAACAUGCAAAUCCAGAAGAUCCAAAAACUCCGAUUAUAAUUAAAGGAGUUGUUUACAAUGAAAUGAAAGGAGUGUUUGCAGAUAAUCAAAAUAUAUUACAGUACUCUCUCUUGAGUAGCAUUUUACCAUCGAAUACUUAUGGUGUGUGCUCUGGAGGAGAUCCAGCAGAAAUCCCUUCAUUAAAUCAUGCAGAUCUUAAAGCAUUUCAUAAAAAUUAUUAUUCACCAUUUAAUGCCAAAUACUAUUCAUAUGUAAAUAAAAAAACUCAAGAUCAAUUAUCGACAAUUGUGGCGCCAGAAAAAAGAUGGAGUGCUCCUAUUAGGAAACAUAUUUCUUGCAGGAAUGAUCCGUUAGCAGCUGAUAAAAAUAAACAAUCAUCUAUUACCAUAAGUGUUUUAUGUUGCAGUAUAACUGAUGUUGAAGAAUGUCUUUUAUUGAAAGUUUUAUCUGAUUUACUUGUCACAGGACCUAAUUCUAGUUUUUAUAAAACUCUCAUAGAACCAAACAUAGGAGCAGGUUUUAGUCCUGUGACCGGUUAUGAAAGUCAAACGAGAGAUACAUUUUUUAGUGUGGGUUUACAAAGUGUUUCAGAAAAAGAUUUUGAUAAAAUAAUUCAAAUAUAUGAAGAUACAAUUGACAAUGUUAUUAAAGAAGGUUUUGAUAAAAAAAAUUUAGAAGCAAUUUUGCAUUCAAUUGAAUUAAAUUUGAAACAUCAAACUUCAAAUUUCGGUUUAGGAUUAUUAUUCAGUGUUGCUCCAAUUUGGAAUCACGAGGGAGAUAUAAUUAAUUAUUUGAAAGUGGAAAGUCAUAUAGAAAAACUUAAACGUAAAAUCAAUGAAGAUCCAAAAUAUUUACAAAAUACUGUGAAAAAAUAUUUUAAAGAUAAUAAUCAUAAAUUAAUUUUAACAAUGUCUCCGGAUCCCAAAUACGAUGAGGAAGAAAAACAAAAAGAAGAAAAGUUAAUUAGUAAAAAAGUUCAAGUGCUUAGCGAAGAAGAAAAGCGUAAGAUUUUCGAAGACGGUUUAAAAUUAUUGCAAUUACAAAAGAAAGAUGACAAAUCAUGUCUUCCAAGUUUGAAAAUCAGUGAUUUGAAAAAAGAUGUGGAAAAAGUUAAAAUCAUAAAUGAAAAAGUGGAUGACGUAAAUGUUUACGUCAUACCACAACCGACCAAUGGCAUUACGUAUUUUAGAGGCAUUAUGACUUUGGGUGAUUUGUCGGAAGAAUUAAAAAAUUACCUUCCCUUAUUUGCCACCGUGGCUACCAAAAUGGGUACUAAGAAACGUAAUUAUAAAGAAUUCGAUCAAAUUUCGACAUUGAAGACCGGAGGUUUAAGUUUGGGAACUCAUUUCAAAGAUGACAUAAGUCGAAUGGAUCAUUUGGAAGAAAGUUUAACCGUCAGUUCGUAUUGUUUAAAUAGAAACAUCGACUCCAUGUUUGAUCUCUGGUUGGAGAUUUUUCAAGGCAUGGAAUUAUCAGAUUUGAAAAGAUUUGAAACGUUGGUUAAUGCUCAAGCCGCGGCUUUAGUGAACGAUAUCACAGAUCUGGGCCAUCAUUACGCCGUCCUUUCUUCCUCAAGCUUAGUGUCGGGUUCGAGUUUACUAAAAGAAAAAAGUUCCGGGCUGACUUAUGUCAACGCAAUGAAAAACAUCGCUCAGGGAGACUUGGCCCCCGUUUUAAAGAAAAUGAUAGAAAUAAAAGAAAAACUUAUGUCUCGAAGUCGAAUGCGGUGUGCCGUUAACGUUGUAGAAGGUACGGAAUCCAAAGUUCUCGAACAGGUUUCUAGGUUUAUUCAUAAUACUCAGGGUACAAUCGAAAAUUCGUACGCAAUGCAAAACGUUGGCCUUUCGAAAUCAUCCACCGGCGGUCUUUUUCACGUACUACCUCUACCAGUAAGUUACACUGGAAAAACGAUCAUCACCGUACCUUACGAACACGAGGAUUGUUCAACGAUAGGCGUGUUGGCACGAUUAAUGACAAUGAAAUACCUACAUCCGGAAAUACGGGAAAAGGGAGGAGCCUACGGCGGUGGAGUCACGUUAUCCGCAUCCGGUCUAUUAAAUUUUUAUUCGUACAGGGAUCCCAAUCCGGAGAAUUCGCACAGAGUUUACGAUAAUUCCAUAUCGUGGUUAAAACGUGGGGAAUUCACUCAGGAAGAUGUGAACGAAGCAAAAUUGGGAUUGUUUCAAUCCAUAGAUGCUCCCGUACCUCCCGGAAGUAAAGGAAUGAGAUGGUUUUUGCACGGAAUAACGGACGAAUCGUUACAAGAACAUAGAUUAAGAAUUAUGAGUGCGACAAAAGACAAAAUAAUUGAAGUCGGUGAAAAAUAUUUAAGUGAAAAAAAUACGAAUCCCGUGGGACGAGCGACGAUAGGACCCGAAAAUAAAAAUAUAUUAAAAAAUAAAGAACAGAAUUGGAGGUUUAUAGGUCAAGAAUAA